Diachasmimorpha longicaudata is the source of this 2224-nucleotide messenger RNA. Its product is annotated as carbohydrate sulfotransferase 11-like. The coding region runs from base 338 to 1462 and encodes 374 amino acids. Gene Ontology annotation, molecular function: sulfotransferase activity. Gene Ontology annotation, cellular component: membrane. The record is from RefSeq and is a predicted model, not a curated record. Gene Ontology annotation, biological process: carbohydrate biosynthetic process. Lineage: Eukaryota; Metazoa; Arthropoda; Insecta; Hymenoptera; Braconidae. The transcript has 7 exons.
UCGUUGAUGGGUUACUCGAAACUCCACUAGAUUGUGAACAGUGCACCAGAGAAUGCCGCGGUGAACGGUUGCCACCCCCCGCAGUCAAUCGCCACGACAACUUUCACACGUGUUAAAUUCGCAAUUUUAAUUAAUUAAAUAUUAUCAUCCGGUGAUAAUUGGAGUGUUAACGAUUAACAAAUUAAUUUUUGAUUUUUGAAAGGUGAAAAAGGGGGGGAUAAACAGUACUUGAGGGGGGGAAUUUUUGGUGUUUAUCUCUGGGAAAAAGCCCGGGUGGAGCUGCGACGAGACGCCGAGUUGUUGGGGUAAAUGAUACUGUGAUCAACCCCCUGCGUGUAUGAUAGGUGGAGUGCGCUAUGAGUACAGAAGAAAAAAUAACCAUCGAGAGAAGAUGACACCACGCAGAUAUGUCCUGGCGGGUCUACGAAGGACAUUACUCGUUGCUGCUGUCCUUGCUAUUCUCCUUCUCGCAUUAUUAAGUCAGGACAGUAGUAACAAUGCAUUGCAAUCAUCGUUGGAAAAGGAGACACCGCAAUCAGCUGAAGAACGUCAAUAUGAAUUAAACAGUGCAGCUGAGACUGAAAUGCGAUUGGCCGAGAGACGACGAUUAUUAACCGAAAGAUGCGCUGAAGUUGGUCUAGAUCGACCUGGUAAUGAUUCACUCCACAAACCAAAUGCCUGGGAAUUUUUUGUCAACCGGGACUACCACCUCAUCUGGUGCAACGUAUUCAAAGCAGCCUCUACAUCCUGGAUCUACAACUUUAAUAGACUAGCAGGGUACAGUCCACAAUUUCUUAAGGCCUCGAAGGUUGUCCCAGUCUCCCUAGCAAGACAAAAAUAUUCCAGACCAACAGCUGAGGAACUCAUCAGAUACCUCAACGACUCUGUGAGCUUUCUCAUCGUCAGACAUCCAUUUGAACGACUACUCAGUGCCUAUCGUGAUAAACUUGAGCAAAGUCUACCAAACACACUUCACAGUAAACUCGGUGUGAAGAUAAUUAACCAGUACAGACCAAAAGAUCCCAAGAACAGAAUGAGACAGGGGCCAAGAUAUCCACUGUUUGAGGAAUUUGUCAGGUGGUUACUUUGCGAAUGGCGUACUGGUAAUGAAUUGGACAUGCACUGGACACCAAUUCUACAAUUCUGUACACCCUGUCAAGUUAGAUUUGAUGUCAUUGCCAAGUUUGAGACUCUUCAAGAGGAUCAAAAUUAUCUCAUUAAACACGUACACCUGGAGCACAUAAUACGCCCAGAGUGGAAAAAUCCAGCCAGAGGUCCCCAAACCAAAGACGUAAUGAAGAGAUAUUUCAUGAAAUUAUCCAGAAGCCAAAUUGCUGAUUUAUAUGAAAUGUUCAAGUAUGACUUUGAACUAUUCGAUUACUCACCAGAUGAAUAUCUGAUAAUUGGUAAAGACGAUUCCACAACCUUCGAGUGCAAAAAUGCCAGGAUAACAUCAAUUUAAAUUAAUCAAAAAUACGUUCACCGAACAACGAAGAAAAUAAGUUAAUGAAUAAUUCGAGUUUUCCAAUUUUUCCCCUUCGCUAAAACUAUUAUUUCAUCAAUAAGGAAAUCAUUACAAUUGUUAUUGAUUAAUUCCGCACAUACCGGACUUAAUUUAAGUAAUUAAAAUUUUCGCAAAUUUAAUAGACCAUGAGAAAUGGCGCAAUUAGCAUCAAAGACGCUCUGUGAAUGCACAAAUAAUUAUGGUAAAUUAUUAUUUUAAUCGCUAGUUUGUUAAUAUCAAUUGAAUAAUGUAUCAUCCCAUAUUAAUGACCUUCAAUUCAUGUUUUUAAUCUGAUAAUGAUAAUUUUUAAUGGCAUUUAGUUCGAUUGAAUGAUUAUAAAUUAUUAAAAUUUAUCUUCUUCAUUGCAAUAGUGCCUGAUAAUUCAUCAACGCAUAACGUAAUUUAAUAAAUUAAAAAAAAUGGCCUAAUUUAAUUACGAGAGUCAUAAUCUCAUUGUAUUAGCCGUUAAAAAAAAAAUGACAAUUAAACUGAAGUUAAUGGCUUUUUUUUAGAUUAUUAAAAUCUAGAUGUUUCGACUGUAAAAAUUAUUGAGAGAGCGACCAAAAAUGAAUGAAUAUAAAUUAAUAUUUAGAUGUUAAAUCAACUUAAUGUCGAGUUAGUAGUUAAUUCAUACGUUAAUAAUGAAUUGUUAUUCAGUUGUAAAUAUGUAAAUGUAAGGAUACAUUUAAAAAUAUAUGUUUUACAUUAGAAAAGUAUAAA